Molecule: messenger RNA, 908 nt
Organism: Homalodisca vitripennis (glassy-winged sharpshooter)
Lineage: Eukaryota; Metazoa; Arthropoda; Insecta; Hemiptera; Cicadellidae
Product: electron transfer flavoprotein beta subunit lysine methyltransferase-like
Exons: 3
Coding region: 7-756 (249 amino acids)
Biological process (GO): peptidyl-lysine trimethylation
Cellular component (GO): mitochondrial matrix
Molecular function (GO): protein-lysine N-methyltransferase activity
Source: RefSeq, a predicted model, not a curated record
GUGAAAAUGAGAAAAAUUGAUCCUGUUGGGUUCUUCAAGUCCACAAAGAAAACCAUUGAACGAAUGACAGAAGUGACAAAUAAACAUUUCCUGACACCAGAACUAUAUCUGCGACUGGUCACUCCCAACUGUCCUUUAUGGAAAGCCAGCUAUGAAGAAUGCCCUGUACCUGAUCCUUUUUGGGCCUUCUAUUGGCCUGGAGGCCAAGCUUUGACAAGAUAUUUAAUGGACAAUAAAAACAUAAUUUACAACAAGAAAGUGCUGGACCUCGGUAGCGGCUGUGGUUCUCUUUCCAUCGCAGCAGCAAAAUUAGGAGUAGCAACAGAGAUCACUGCUAACGACAUUGAUCCUGUUGCUGCUGUGGCGAUAUCAAUGAAUGCAAGUUUAAACUUAUGCAGUCCACAUAGUAUAAAUAUUAUAACCGAGAAUUUGAUAGAAUCAGAUCCCACUGUGAACAAAUUUGACUGCAUUCUGGUUGGUGAUAUGUUUUACAAUGAAGAUUUUAACACAAAAUUAAUGAAAUGGCUUCUUUACCAUGUUGAAAAUGAAACACAGAUUUUUAUAGGAGAUCCUGGCAGGUACCCCAAGAUAUUUGAAGAAUGUAAGGGAGCCUUAGAACGUGUCGCAGAAUACCCUAACACUGAUGAGAAUAUGAAAAUAAAUGGUUCCAACACCAAUGUCAUCAACGUCUGGAAAAUGUUCUGCCCUACAGAGCCGAAAACCACUAAAAUCAUUAACCCUCAGACUAUCAGCUGACACUAUAGAAAUUGAAAUACUCAGAAAUAACUAAUACUCAAUAGGAUUAACUCUAAAAGUGGCAGUCUGAAGUUCCCUGGAUGACCAUCUAUUUUCGGUUUUGAUACAUAAAUUUAUUAAAUCCUGUAUUAAAUAAAUAUUAUGCAACCAGA